UCACGCAAGUCCCGCGUGUUGAUACUGAAUAGAGAGAACCGAAGAGAAACAAGACUUUCUUAUCGCAGAGACCCGAACUCAGGCCCAAACUAGCGGAAAAUGGAGAUGCGGAAGCGGGUCGGGUUAGAGCUGCGGCACCGGUCGCCGACGGAGGUCCAGGAGCUGGUCCUGGAUAACUGUCGCUCUUGUGAAGGAAAGAUCGUAGGAAUCACAGAAGAGUUCUCGAAUCUGGAGCUUCUCAGCCUCAUCAAUGUCGGCCUGACCAGCGUCGCAGACAUCCCCAAACUGGACAAACUCAAAAAGUUGGAGUUGAGUGACAACAGGAUAUCAGGCGGUCUGGAGGUGCUGGCAGAGCGGCUGGUGAACCUAACGCACCUCAACCUCAGCGGGAACAAGUUCAAAGACAUCAGCACCCUGGAGCCUCUGAAAAAGUUGCCCCAGCUGAAGAGUCUCGACCUGUUUAACUGCGAGGUGACCAACCUGGCCGACUACAGGGAGUCCAUCUUUAAGCUCCUCCCCCAGCUCACCUACCUGGACGGCUACGACAUCGACGACUGCGAGGCGUCCGACUCUGACGGAGAGGGCGACGGCGUCGAUGACGACGACGAGGAGGUUUUGGAGGGGGAGUCGGAGGACUUUGAGGAGGAGGAAGAGGAAGACGAGGAGGACGUCGUGGCUGAAGAUGAUGACGAUGAUGAGGACAGCGGUGACGACGAGGACGGAGAGGUGAACGGAGACGUGGACAGCGAGGACGAUGACGAGGACGAGGAGGACGAUGAGGACGAUGACGAGGACUCGUCUCCGGCCAAAGGAGAGAAGAGGAAGAGGGACCCUGAAGACGAGGACGAUGAAGACGAUGAUUAAGGACCCACAAAGACCCCGUUCACCCCGGUGACCUCUCCCCUCCCCCACCAAGCUCGCCCUCCUCCUCUCAGCCCGUGCCUGGGCUGUGUCCCAUUUAUGAUAUUUGUCUCCUCCCACUGCGCCCCCGUCUCCUCCUGCAGACCAAAAAAAUGUCUAUUAA
Messenger RNA from Plectropomus leopardus (leopard coralgrouper), 1024 nucleotides. RefSeq names its product acidic leucine-rich nuclear phosphoprotein 32 family member D-like. Gene Ontology annotation, biological process: regulation of apoptotic process. Gene Ontology annotation, cellular component: nucleus. Lineage: Eukaryota; Metazoa; Chordata; Actinopteri; Perciformes; Serranidae. The record is from RefSeq and is a predicted model, not a curated record. Gene Ontology annotation, molecular function: histone binding.